CUGCUGCGCGCUGCCUGCCGCCGCGCCACGCCGCCCUGCAGCACCUGCGCGGCCUCUUCGACGAGCAGGUGUGCCAGCACCUGCUGCAGCGCGAGCCCCGCCCCCGGGCCCGCCCCCAAGGCCACGCCCGGCUCCGAGGUGCUGCAGGAGGCGCGCAGGGCCCUGGCCGAGCUGGUGGCCGCCAACCCGCGGGCGUGGCGCCGCGUGGCCGCGUGGGCCAGCGAGCUGAUGGGGCAGCUGAGCAGCAAGUGCCAACGGGCCCGGCGUGCCGCCCCGGCCAGCCUGAACGAGCUGCUGCAGCUGUGGAUGGCGUCCGCCACGCGGGCCCUGCUGGACAUCUACAGCCAGUGCCUGGCCGCCAUGGUGGGCAGCUGCCCCGACGCCUCGCGUGGACGCGCUGCUGACACGUCGGUGCAGCACUCGCCGCACUUCGACUGGGUGGUGGCGCACGUGGGCUCCUCCUUCCCCGGCACCAUCAUCAGCCGCGUGCUCUCGUGCGGCCUCAAGGAUUUCUGCGCCGCACGGCGGCGGGCGCCGGGGCGGCGGGCGCGGCGGGCGUACAAGCGCGUGCCCAAGAUCGCCUCGGUGGUCGGCAUCCUGGGCCACCUGGCCUCGCGGCACGCCGGCAGCAUCAAGCAGGAGCUGCUGCGCAUGUUCCACGAGAGCCUGGGCUCGCCCCGCGAGCACCACAAGGCCACGGUGCCCUUCCUGCUGCAGCUGGCGCUGAUGUCGCCCGCGCUGCUGGCCGCCGUGUCCCCCGAGCUCGUGGAUUCCCUCAAGCCGCCGGUGCUCAACCAGCUGCACCAGCACUUCUCGGCCGUGCCCCGGGACGAGCUGGAGGGCGUGGUGGGCGUGGUGGUUCACCUGCUGUGCCACACCUCGGCGGGGGCGCUGCGCACGCUGCGCUUCCUGCUGGCCACGGCCGCGCCGUCGGUGAUCACGGCGCGGGCCCGGGCGCUGCACGAGGGCGUGCGCGAGGCCUGCGAGCGCCUGCUGCAGCUGCUGCUGCUGCACCUGCAGAAGCUGGUGCACUCCCCGGCCGCCAGCCCGGCCGAAGUGCCCGGGCGCGGCGGGCCGUUCCUGGAGGCGCUGCGGCUACGUCGCGGGAGCUGUGCCAGGGACACGCUGCGCCUGGAGCGGCGCCGCUGCCUGUGGCAGCACCAGCUGCCGGCGCUGCUGGCCGUGCGCACGGCCCUCGCACGGCGCCCGCCGGCGCUCUUCCACCUGCUGGCCCUGGCGCGCACGCCCGGAGCUGGCGCUGGCGCGCCCGCAGCGCACGCGGGGCUGCGGGCGGUGCUGCCCGACCCGCUGCCGCCCGCGCGUGACGCGGCCGUGGCUCAGAUCCACGCCGGCCGCCUGCCCGAGCCGCAGCUGGCGCCUUCGCUGCGCAACCUCUCGCUGCUGCUGCAGCGCGGCGACGCAGCGGCGAGGGCCGGGGACGCCGGCCCUGGCGCUCGCCGCUGGCGCGGCACCUGCCGGACCUGGCGCGCUGCUGCUGCACCCGCGCGAGUGGGCCGGAGGCGGCGUGCCCGGCUGCUGGCCGCGUGCCCGCUGCCCCGGGCGCCGCCCACGCGCACCUGCUGCCGCCCGUCGCGCCGUGCCGCGCGUCUUGCCGCGGGGCUGCGCGCGCGGGGGGCGGCCCGCGCUGGCGCCCGGCUGGUGGAGGGCGCGCGCGCGCGGGCGGCAACGGCGCAGGCCGCGGGGGAGCGCGAGCCCGCCCGGGCCCCGAGGGCCGCGCCGCCCAGCGCCGCCCCGCCGCUGCUGGACGCCAACCGGCGCUUCCCCGCCCGGCCUCGCCACGGCGGGCGGCGUCUGACCUUCUUGAGCCUGCUGCUGCGCUGCUGCCGCGGCUCCGGCCCCGGCGAGGCCGCCAAGGCGGUGGCGGCGGCGCUGGUGGAGGCCGUGUGCCAGGCCGCGGGCGCCGAGCCGGCCUGGCCGCCGGCUGGCGCGCGGGCCACGGUGGCGGACCUGCGCAUCCUGCGGCGCUUCCGGCAGCACCCGCUGCUGUUCCCGCUGUGCGCGCGCCGGCGGCGGCCGCGCCCCCUCUGCUACUGCUCCGUGCUGCUGCGCGGGCUGCUGGCCGCGCUCGUGGCGCACUGGGACGCCUGCAGGGAGCCCAGCACGGGCGCCUCGCCCUGGCACCUGCGCGCCUCCUGCGCGCUCGUGGCGCUGCUGGCCGAGGGCUCGCUGCUGCCGCCCGUGCUGGGCAACAUGCACGAGCUGUUCCCCGAGCUGGCGCCCUUCGAGGUGCACCUGCUGCUGCUCAGCGUCUGGGGCUACCUGCGCGAGAACAGCCCCCUGCCCCAGAAAUUCACCUUCCAGCCCGAGCUCGGCGUCUUCCGCCGCGACUUCGGCCGCGACGGCGACGUCAGCAAGCACCUGGCGGUGCUGCACGCCGUGCUGCACAGGAACAUCCACCGCCUGGGGCUGCUGGCCGCCCGCUUCUACCCCUGAGCGGGCGCACGGCGGCGGGGGGGACCCGGGUUUGUAAUAAAAC
Molecule: messenger RNA, 2497 nt
Organism: Camarhynchus parvulus
Lineage: Eukaryota; Metazoa; Chordata; Aves; Passeriformes; Thraupidae
Gene: INTS5
Product: integrator complex subunit 5
Biological process (GO): snRNA 3'-end processing
Cellular component (GO): integrator complex
Source: RefSeq, a predicted model, not a curated record